Molecule: messenger RNA, 3144 nt
Organism: Mucor velutinosus
Lineage: Eukaryota; Fungi; Mucoromycota; Mucoromycetes; Mucorales; Mucoraceae
Exons: 10
Coding region: 1-3144 (1047 amino acids)
Biological process (GO): protein import into nucleus
Cellular component (GO): cytoplasm; nucleus
Molecular function (GO): small GTPase binding; nuclear import signal receptor activity
Source: RefSeq, a predicted model, not a curated record
AUGGAGCAAUUUGUAACGGGCCUCGAAGAGCUUUUAACCAAGCUUGCAUCUGCUCAAGAUUCUGAUACAAUUAGAAAAGCUACUUCGACAUUAAACACUCAAUUUUAUGUUUCAGCAAAUUGUAUCCCUGCUCUUGUCCAGAUCAUCAGUCGCUCUCCCCACCAUCCUGUACGUCAACUUGCAGCAGUCGAAUUGAGAAAGCGUAUCUCAAAGAAAUGGCAAGAGAUCCCUGACGAGGCACAAGUCGAAAUCCGUGCUCAACUAUUGCAGAUGGCCUUGAAUGAACAACAUGAAAUUGUGCGCCAUUCGACUGCUCGUGUCAUUUCAUCUAUUGCACGUAUCGAUGUGCCCGAGAACAAAUGGCCUGAGCUGUUAGGCUUCUUGAAUCAAGCGUGUGCUAGCAACACUGCUAUUCAUCGUGAGGUUGGUACCUAUUGUUUAUACACGCUGUUUGAAGUGAUUGCAGAUUUUUUCAUGGACCACACUGCUCCUCUGUAUGACCUGUUUUCCAAGGCAAUUGUCGAUCCCGAGAGCAAACGUGUCCGAAUUACUACUGUUUUGACUUUGGGUAAACUUGCUGAAUUCAUCGAAACCGACGACAAGGAGAACAUUAAAUCAUUCAGAAACAUGAUUCCUGGUAUGGUCAAUGUCCUGGAGCAAUGUCUCACCGAAGGGGAUGAGGAGAGUGCAGGCGAGAUUUUCGAAGUAUUCGAUACACUCUUGAUGUUGGAUGCUCCUCUGUUGUCCAACCAUUUGGUCGACUUGAUUAGAUUCUUCUUGACCAUUGGAUCCAACCGUGAAUUGGACGAUUCGCUCCGUGUUAUGGCUCUUUCUUUCCUCAUGUGGGCUGCUGUAUAUAAGCAAAACAAGAUUAGAAGUUUGAAGCUAGUUGGAUUCAUUGUUGAGGGUUUAAUGCCUAUCGGUUCAGAGGAAGACCCCGAAGAUGUGGAUGAAGACUCUCCUUCUCGUUUGGCAUUCAAGGUGUUGAACGCCCUUGCCACCAACAUGCCUCCUCAACAAGUGUUCCCUAUUGUCAUGCCUGUUGUCGUUUCCUACAUGCAGAACCCUGACCCUAACUUCCGUAAAGCAGCCAUGAUGUCUUUUGCUGUCAUUAUUGAGGGAUGCGCUGAAUACAUGAGCCCCAAGCUCAGCGAUCUCUUGCCCCUUGUUUGCUCUGGCUUGCAGGAUCCCGAGAUUAUCGUUCGUCGUGCUGCCUGUAUGGCUCUUGGCUGUCUUGCUGAAGAAAUGCCUGUGGAGAUUUCAGAAAGCCAUCAAGUGUUGUUACCUCUUGUCUUCAACUUGAUGAAUGACACUAACCCUGAAGUCACCAAGCACGCCUGUAACGCCCUUGAUGCCAUUUUAGAGAGUUUGGGUGAUGAAGUCUUGCAGUAUUUGCCCAUGUUGAUGGAGAAACUGUUGUUCCUCUUGGACAAUGCUCCUCAAACUGAAACGAAAGCUACUGUCAUGGCUGCUAUUGGUAGUGCUGCACACGCUGCUGGCGAGGGCUUUGAGCCCUACUUUGGUGGUGUCAUGCCCCGUAUUCGCCAUUUGAUGACUUUGACUGAGGGUUCUGAUGAGGCCCUGCUGCGCGGUGUUGCUACUGAUUCUGCUGGUGCCAUUGCUGAAGCUGUUGGUGCUGACAAGUUUAGACCUUUUACUCAAGACUUGAUGGCUUUAGCUAUCGAGCAAUUGACAUUGGACUCACCUCGUCUUCGUGAAUGCUCUUAUGCCUUUUUCUCUAUCAUGGCUCGUGUAUUUGGAGAGGAAUUUGCCCCAUAUCUUCCUACUGUGAUGCCUCCUAUCAUUGCUUCUUGCAAGGCCGAGGAAAAGGACGAGGCUAACUUUGGAAGCGAAAUCGAUCUUACUUUGGACGAAGGUGACGAGGAGGACGAUGACAGUGCCUUCAACUUCAACUCUGCUAUUGCUGAUGAGAAGGAGUUCGCUGCUGAUGCUCUUGGAGAGCUCUUUGAAAGCACCCAAACCCACUUCUUGCCCUAUGUCGAAUCUGCCGUGCAAGAACUGACUGAACUCUCUUUCCAUCUGUUCGAUGGUGUCCGUAAGGCGGUUGUUGGCAGUCUGUUUAGCUUCCUCAAGACAUUCUAUCUCAUGUCUGGAUCCGAAGAAUGGAAGGCUGGCUUGCCUCUGACUUACCCUGUGCACGAGAACGUUCAAAACAUGACUACUAUCAUCAUUCCUACUGUCUUGGCCAUGUGGAAGGAUGAGGACGACAAAAUGGUGGUUGUGCAAAUCUGCCAGGAGCUGAUCCAAUCUCUCAAGCUGAUGGGUCCCAGUAUCGUUGCUGACCAUGUUGAGGAGAUCUCUCGCAAUAUUCUCGACAUCUUUGAAAAGAGAUCCAUAUGCCAGCAAAGCUACGACGAGGAGGACUUUGUCGAUGAGGAAGAAGAAGCCGAGUCAGAGUCCCUUUUGAUCAAUGCUGCCGGCGAUCUUGUUGCCACCAUCUGUGAAACAGUAGGCGAAUCUUACUCUUCCUACUUUGAUGUCUUCAUGCCCUUGAUUGCCAAGUAUUACAAAAAGUCUAAGUCUUCUGCUGAGCGAUCUAUGGCUAUUGGCUGUCUUGGUGAAUGCAUCACUGGCAUCAAGUCUGCUGUCACUCCUCAUACUGAGCGUCUGCUUCAGCUCUUUGUCAAGGCUUGUGCCGACGAAGACCAAUCUGUCAGAAGCAAUGCUGCCUAUGCUUUAGGUAUCCUCACUGGUAACUCACAAAUCGAUCUUGGCUCUCAAUACCCUGUCAUCUUGACUGCAUUGCACCCUCUUUUCCAAAACCAGCCUGUACCUAAUAUCACUGAUAAUGCCACUGGCGCUGUUGCUAGAUUGAUUCUUGCUCGUCCAGACGCUGUCCCUCUUGACCAAGUGUUGCCCGUCUUCACCAGCGUACUUCCUCUCAAGGCUGAUUUCGCUGAGAAUGAGCCCGUCUUUAACUGCUUGUUCUCUCUUUUCCGUGCUAAUAAUACCUUUAUUCAAAGUCAAAUUCCCAGUCUUCUCCCCGUCUUCCACCAUGUGUUGAGCAACGAAGACCAAUUGAAUGAGUCAACUCGCAAUGAACUUGUAGAAUUAUUACGUGCCUUGAACACUCAAUCACCUGCACUCGGUAUUUCCAACAGUGAUUUAGCUCGUUUCCUGUAG